UCAUUCAACUACUACCAAACAAUACUUAAAAUUGAUUGAAUUAGAUCAGUUAAAAAAAAGUCCAAUAUUUGAUAUAUUGGAUUUCAAUCAAAUAAACAAUAAUCAAAAUCAGAUGAGGUGAUCCAAAAAUGAUAAAUUCAUCAUUAAUGAAGGACUAAUAUCCAAAAUUUUCAAAAAUUGAGGGGCGUAAGUGUAACGUUUUGCAUAAACCAGAUUAAUAUUUUUGUAGUUGUAUACUACGGAAAUACGGUUCUCUAUGUUCUCCAGCGCGUUCUUUCACGCGCCCACUCCGACGGUUCUCUUCGGUUCCUACGGCCCAUCGCCGUCGCCACCAACGUCUUCGGCGUCUUAUUCUUCUAAGGUCAACUUCAAUAUUCGCUUACCAAUGGCUUCCACGGUCAGAAUAGUCAUCGUCGGAGACGUUCAUGAUGAUUGGAAUCUUCAAGAAGAUUCAAAGGCUCUUAAGCUGUUGCGGCCAGAUUUGGUGCUGUUUACAGGUGAUUUUGGUAAUGAAAAUGUUGAACUUGUUAGAAGCAUUGCAGCACUUAAAAUGGCUAAAGCGGCUAUCCUAGGGAACCAUGAUGCUUGGAACACACAAAACUUUUCUGAAAAGAGGAAAGAUGCUGUCCAACUCCAGCUGGAAAGUUUUGGGGAAGAACAUGUUGGUUAUCAACGUUUGGACUUCUGUUCAUUGAAGCUGAGUGUUAUUGGAGGGCGCCCCUUUUCUUGCGGGGGUGAAAGGUUCUUCAGGAAACAACUUCUGGCUAAAAGAUAUGGAGUUCAUAACAUGAAUGAGAGUGCAAAGAGAAUAUCUGAAGCCUCUUUAGGGACACCAAAGGAUCAUUCCAUUAUUCUUCUUGCUCACAAUGGACCCUCAGGUCUCGGUUCCAACCUGAAUGACAUUUGUGGAAAAGAUUGGGUGCGUGAAGGUGGAGACCAUGGUGAUCCAGAUUUAGCACUUGCUCUUUCUCAACUUAAAGGUAACACCAAAUAUUCUGUUCCCCUGGUCGUGUUUGGUCACAUGCAUAAGGAGCUGGCAUUUGGAAAUGGUCCACGUAAAAUGAUUGUGGUCGGGAAUGAUAACACCAUAUACCUAAAUGGGGCCAUCGUUCCUAGGGUCAAAAGAUUCUAUGACAAACAAGAAACUCAUAGCAGCAGCUCAACCACCAGCACCCCUACUUUGACGCCAAACUCAGAAGGUACGCUGCGGGCCUUUACUUUAGUAGAUUCGAAGGGAGGGAAAUUAGAGAAAAUCACAGAGACUUGGGUUUUAGUAAUUGGAGAUAACACCACUGUCGAGGAGGAACACAUUUUAUUUAGUAAUAAGGUACCCGCAACAUCUCAUCCUCACUUAUAAGGGAAAAUUUCAAAUUUGGCCAUGGAUUGUAGGAGAAGUAAGUUAACUUGUAGUUGUGCCAAAAGCCUGUAGUAUCAUGUAAACGGAGGUCACAUAUGUUGUAUUGCACUGAUAUUGAAAAUGACACGCAAAUUUUAAGCGAAAUGGUUUUAAAGACUUAUUA
Messenger RNA from Cynara cardunculus var. scolymus (artichoke), 1520 nucleotides. RefSeq lists its product as uncharacterized. Lineage: Eukaryota; Viridiplantae; Streptophyta; Magnoliopsida; Asterales; Asteraceae. The coding region runs from base 257 to 1357 and encodes 366 amino acids. The record is from RefSeq and is a predicted model, not a curated record. The transcript has 9 exons. Gene Ontology annotation, molecular function: hydrolase activity.